CGGCGCCGAAGGGGCGGAGCGGGGCCCGGCUUCUUCUUCUUCCUCCUCCUGCUGCUGCUCUCGCUCUUGCUGCCGCCUCCUCGGGGCAUGGCCGGGCUGGAGCUGCUGUCGGAGCAGGGCUACCGCGUGGACGGGCGGCGCGCCGGGGAGCUGCGCCAGAUCCGCGCCCGCCUGGGCGUCUUCGCGCAGGCCGAUGGCUCCGCCUACCUGGAGCAGGGCAACACCAAGGCGCUGGCCGUCGUCUACGGGCCCCACGAGAUGCGCGGCUCCCGCAGCAAAGCGCUGCCCGACCAGGCGCUGCUCAACUGCCAGUUCAGCCUGGCCACCUUCAGCACCGGCGAGCGCAAGCGGCGGCCCCACGGCGACCGGCAGGCGGGCGAGAUGAGCCUGCAGCUCAAGCAGACCUUCGACGCCGCCAUCCUCACGCAGCUCUACCCGCGCUCGCAGAUCGACAUCUAUGUGCAGAUCCUGCAGGCGGACGGCGGGAACUACUGUGCCUCGGUGAACGCUGCUACUCUGGCGGUCAUUGACGCCGGCAUCCCCAUGCGGGACUACGUCUGCGCCAUCUCGGCCGGCUUCCUGGAGGACACGCCCCUGGCCGACCUGAACUACGUGGAGGAGGCGGCCGGUGGCCCCCAGAUGGCCCUGGCGCUGCUGCCCAAGUCGGAGCAGAUUGCGCUGCUGGAGAUGAACGCCCGGCUGCACGAGGACCACCUGGAGCGCAUCAUGGAAGCCGCCAGCAAGGCCUGCAAGGAUGUCUAUGCCGUGCUGGACCAGGUGGUGAGGGAGCAUCUGCGUGAGGUCACUGCUCUGCUGGGCAAGUGAGCCCUCUGCCAUUCGCUCAGGCGGCCCCAGCUCUGGAUGCGGCCAAGAAUCUCCCCCUUCCUCCCUGAACUGAGCUGCUCUCUGUGGGAGAGGAAUGCGCAGCUAGAUGCGGGGGGUGGGGGGUGUCCUUGCAUUGCCUGUGGUGCCUUGCACUAAGCCUUUUUGUACAGGUUUGCUUCUUUUUUACAUGUCAGAGAAUUAAAUAUUCUUCCAAAGAAAGUACGGAGCGUGGGUCACUUGAGCACACGUCACGUGGCUUCCCUUUCUGGCCUCAGCUCAGGACUGGUUGAGAUUUAAGAGCGGGUGAGCCUUGCCCCCUCCUGACUCGGGCUUCUGUGCGUGUUUCUUCAACAAACACACUGUUGUGACGCUUGACUUGUCCAGAACAACUCUGGCCACUGGGGGAGCCACAAAAGGCCUGUAACUUUGCACAGCUUAGAUGGAGCCAUUCCCUCAUCUUAGCUUUACAUGUGCAUAGAAAUUAAGUUGCGCUAUCAGAGGAAAUGCAUGCCUGCAUUAUCAGAGCUAACCAGUGUUAGAAACUCAGAUAUAUAAUCUACUUGCCCAAAUGGCGCCUUAAACCUAGGUUACGGUUGCCACAAUGAAA
This is a messenger RNA of Zootoca vivipara (common lizard), 1432 nucleotides long. It is a transcript of the gene EXOSC4, whose product is annotated as exosome component 4. The record is from RefSeq and is a predicted model, not a curated record. Gene Ontology annotation, cellular component: cytoplasmic exosome (RNase complex); nucleolus; nuclear exosome (RNase complex). Gene Ontology annotation, molecular function: RNA binding. Lineage: Eukaryota; Metazoa; Chordata; Lepidosauria; Squamata; Lacertidae. Gene Ontology annotation, biological process: nuclear mRNA surveillance; rRNA catabolic process; U4 snRNA 3'-end processing.